CCCCGCUGCCCCCUGCCCUGUCACACGCUGGGGGUGUUGCUCGCACCUCCUGAGUUGCAGCCGCAGUCGCCGCUGCUCCUCCUCUCCUUCUUGGGUUUCCCUGGUGCUACCGCCGCCACUGCUACCUCUGUGGACUGUAUGAGGAGGAGGAGGCGGAGGAUGUGAAGAUGGCGGAGCUGCAGAUGCUGCUGGAAGAGGAAAUCCUGGGGGGUCGCCGGGCCCUUUUCAACAGUUACAUCAAUCUGGAGCUGGUGACUGAUUACUGCAAGAACAACUACAUACAGUCAGCAGAUAAGCAGCGUGCCCUAGAAGAAACCAAAGCCUACACCACCCAGUCCUUAGCAAGUGUUGCCUAUCUGAUAAACACCUUGGCCAACAAUGUCCUGCAGAUGCUGGAUAUCCAGGCCUCUCAGCUGCAGAGGAUGGAAUCUUCAAUCAAUCAUAUUUCACAAACAGUUGAUAUUCAUAAAGAGUAAUUUGCAAGAAGAGAAAUUGGAAUUUUGACUACCAAUAAGAACAUUUCAAGGACACAUAAGAUUAUUGCUCCAGCCAACCUUGAAUGGCCCAUUCGUUAUAUUAGAAAACCUAGUGGCUAUACAAUUCUAGAUGACAUUGGGCAUGGAAUAAAGUUGAGUACCCAGAAUAUGAAGAUGGGUGGGCUGCCACGUACCACACCUCCAACUCAGAAACCUCCCAGUCCCCCCAUGUCAGGGAAGGGGACUCUUGGGCGGCACUGCCCCUAUCGCACACUGGAGACAGUGCGUCCUCCAGUGGUACCAAAUGAUUACGUACCUAGCCCAACCCGUAAUAUGGCUCCCUCAGAGCAGAGCCCUGUGAGGACAGCUUCUGUGAAUCAAAGAAAUCGAACUUACAGCAGCAGUGGGAGUAGUGGAGGAAGCCACCCCAGUAGUCGGUGCAGCAGUCGGGAAAACAGUGGAAGUGGGAGUGUGGGGGUGCCUAUUGCUGUUCCUACUCCGUCUCCUCCCAGGGUCUUUCCAGGUCAUCCUUUUAAGUUCUACAGCAUGAAUAGGCCUGCCUCUCGCCAUACUCCCCCAACCAUAGGGGGCUCCUUGCCCUCCAGACGCCCUCCUUCUAUAACUUCACAAACAAGCCUUCAGAAUCAGAUCAAUGGAGGACCAUUUUAUAACCAGAACCCAGUAUCUCUUGCUCCUCCUCCUCCUCCCUCCAUCCUACAGGUAACUCCUCAGUUACCUUUAAUGGGAUUUGUGGCCAGAGUCCAAGAAAAUAUUUCAGAUACACCGCCUCCGCCACCACCUGUGGAAGAACCUGUCUUCAAUGAGCGCCCUCCUCCCCCGCCUCUCCCGGGAGAUUAUGAAGAGGAGGAAGCAGCUGUGGUGGAGUACAGCGACCCUUACGCCAAGGAGGACCCGCCCUGGGAGCCCAGGGCAUACUUGGAGAAAGUUGUGGCAAUUUAUGAUUACACAAAAAAAGACAAGGAGGAUGAGCUGUCCUUCCAGGAAGGAGCCAUCAGCUACGUCAAGAAGAAUGACGACGGCUGGUGCGAGGGCGUGAUGAACGGAGUGACUGGGCUCUUCCUGGGCAACUACGUGGAGUACAUCAUGCAUUAUUCCGAGAGACGCGCCGGGGGCUGUGUGGCCCUCGCAGGAACAGUCAGGUCUCCCCGGAGUACUCACGGCCCGGCGCCCCUCCCAGUGAAACAGAACGAAGGAUAUAAACGAUAA
Oryctolagus cuniculus (rabbit) is the source of this 1703-nucleotide messenger RNA. The record is from RefSeq and is a predicted model, not a curated record. NCBI's taxonomy places the organism in Eukaryota, Metazoa, Chordata, Mammalia, Lagomorpha, Leporidae.